Tachysurus vachellii is the source of this 2370-nucleotide messenger RNA. RefSeq names its product nuclear RNA export factor 1b (gene nxf1b). Lineage: Eukaryota; Metazoa; Chordata; Actinopteri; Siluriformes; Bagridae. Gene Ontology annotation, molecular function: protein binding; RNA binding. The transcript is spliced from 21 exons. Gene Ontology annotation, cellular component: cytoplasm; nucleus. The record is from RefSeq and is a predicted model, not a curated record. Gene Ontology annotation, biological process: poly(A)+ mRNA export from nucleus. Bases 188 to 2110 code for a protein of 640 amino acids.
UUGCGUCGUAAGAAAGAAACAGACAGUAGAAAACAGCCUAAUUUCCUGUAGCUAACCUCGAAUACGGCUUAGCGUUGUUCAGGAAAUGACGUUACUGUUAUUUUAUUUGUUUAUUUAACUACGUUUGUUCUCUGAAAAUAUAAUCAUAAGACAGCUGUUCGCUUAAUUCUGCUGUUUUAAGCUUAAAAUGGCGACAGCGGACGACUCCCGAUUCUACAGUGAACAUGAUGAUCGUGUUGGACCUAAGCAUCGCAGGAAAGGCAGGGGACCUUUCAGAGCACCACUGUACAGCGAACAGAUGUCGAAGCAGAGACAUCGUGGAGGCCAGGGUGGGGGAGGUGGAGGAGCUGGACCCAGAUCUAGAUUUGACGACGAUGAUGGGGAUAUCGCAAUGACAGAUGACUCUCAUGAUGGGGGACCACAACGCAGAUUUACCCCUUAUGGGAGGCCCCAAAAUCGACGUAAUGGUCGAAGAGGAGGAAAGGAUAUAAGAGGAGAUGGUGGCAACCACAGGGGGCGAGGAAAUAGAGGAGGAGGAGGAGGAGGAGGAGGUGGCGGUGGUGGAGGAGGCGGUGCAGAUGGUGCUGAUGGCCGUAAAAAUUGGUUCAGGAUGACUAUUCCCCAUGGGAAAAAAUAUGAAAAACAGUGGCUCCUCAGUUCCCUACAGAGCGUCAGCUCAGUGCCAUUCCAUCCCAUUCAGUACCAUCUAGAAGGAAACCGUGCGCAGUUCUACAUCGAGGAUUCCUCUACAGCAUACGCAUUGGCCAAAGUGUCCAGAAAAAUCACAGACAAAGAUGGAUAUAAGGUAACAGUUUUGCUGAAUCAGUGCCCGCCUCCAAGUUUACCUCAACAGGACCUGAAGCUAGAGGAUCUGGAGCAUUUGAAGCAAUGCAUGUCCAAGCGCUUUGAUGGUUCACAACAGGCCCUUGAUUUGAACAACAUAAGAGUUGACCCAGAUUUGGUUUCCUUGAACAUUGACGUGGCUCUUAAUAGGAAGAACUCCAUGCAGGCGGUCCUUAAGAUCAUUGAGGAUAACAUCCCUGAGCUGGUUUGUUUAAACCUAAGUAACAACAGAUUGCACAAACUUGAUGACCUCUCUGACCUGGUCAGGAAAGUUCCAAAUCUGAAGAUUUUGAAUCUCUCACACAACGAGAUAAGGUCAGAGAGAGAGUUGGACAGGCUGAAGGGGUUGAGGCUGGUGGAAUUAUCACUGCAGAGGAACCCUCUCUGUGAUCACUUUAAUGACCAGGCCGACUACGUCAGUGCCAUACGAGAGAGGUUCCCCAGGCUGCUCAAACUGGAUGGACACGAUCUACCUGCUCCCAUCGGUUUUGAUCUGGAGGUUGCUCCAGCCGUUCUUCCUCCAUGCAAGCCCGGUUACUUUGGAUCAGAAGAACUGAAGGGCCUCAUCACCUACUUCCUGCAACAGUAUUACGCUAUAUACGACUCGGCAGACAGACAGCCGCUGCUCAAUGCUUAUCAUGAUGGAGCAGCGUUCUCGCUCAUUCUCCCGUUCUCCAUGCAGAACCCUUCCAGAAGCAGUUUAGCAGAGUACCAGAAAGACAGUCGAAACAUCAAGAGAGUGAAAGAUUCCACUACAAGGUUUCGCUUGCUGAAGCACACGCGGCUGAACGUGGUCGCGUUUCUGAACGAGCUCCCCAAAACCCAGCACGACAUCGCCUCGUUUAAUGUCGACGUCAACACCUACACCAACACCUUGCUGUCAUUCACAGUCAGUGGCGUGUUUAAAGAAGUGGAUGGCAGCUCUCGUGACUCAUACAGAGCCUUCUCUCGGGUGUUCAUCGCCGUGUCUCUUGGAAGCGGAAGCCUGAGUAUUGUGAACGAUGAGAUGUUUGUCCGAAAUGCCACAACGGAGGAGAUUCGACGAGCGUUUGUGGCUCCAGCCCCAACCCCCUCCAGCAGUCCUGUGCCCACAAUGUCUGCCAUACAACAGGAAAUGCUCACUGCGUUCUCUCUACAGUCAGGAAUGAACCUUGAGUGGUCUCAAAAGUGCCUGCAAGACAACGACUGGAAUUUUGAACGCGCUGGUCAGAUUUUCACAGACCUUAAGGCCCAAGAAAAGAUCCCACCGAUCGCUUUCAUAAAGUGAACUUUUUUAAAUGACUUUUGGUCCGAGAAGCUGCAGACCCAAGGCUUAGAUUUGUGUUUGUAGCUGAUUCUAAUCAUUGUUGAUUAAAUGACCAGUUACAUUGUUUUAUGUUUUUUUUUUUUUUUGGUGGUGAUUUUUCUCUACAAUAUUUACCAACUACUAAUUAUGUACAAAAAUGUAGAAUAUACAUCAUUACCAAUGUUGUAAACUUUCUUUUUCAAUGUUAUGUUUUGAUUAAAAAGCUUUUGAAAAAGUCAAAA